This is a messenger RNA of Lithohypha guttulata, 798 nucleotides long. RefSeq lists its product as uncharacterized. Bases 1 to 798 code for a protein of 265 amino acids. The transcript has 2 exons. The record is from RefSeq and is a predicted model, not a curated record. Lineage: Eukaryota; Fungi; Ascomycota; Eurotiomycetes; Chaetothyriales; Trichomeriaceae.
AUGAAGAUAUUCUUGCGUGGCCGCAUAUCGCUCGCGGCGAACACCUUACCGUCUUUCGUUGACUUUGACAUCCUGCCCCGUUUGUCGACACUCGAGAUUGAGGGAGACAUGUGGAGUGGUUUUGGAGCUCUGUUUACCGGGAGCACUUCGUCGUUGACGACAUGUGUGCUCAAGGGAGCUUUGGUGCUUAAUCAAGCUCUGAAUACCUUCUUCGACCGCAUUUCUACAAGCUUACAGUACCUGCAUUGCUGCGGUACUCAUUUUGUUACGGGGUUUACAGUCCGUCUUAAGAGUUUAAAGUAUCUAGCCCUACACAGGGUUGUGCUCUCUGGUGCACAAUUUCCUUUCCAAUACACUAACCUAGAGACAUUUUGUCUAGAGCCGGACGAGAUUUACACUUUGAGCAGCAAUUCUGACAUGGCUUUGAAUCACACCAUGGUUGCUGCCCUGGAUCAGGUCCGAGGUCUGAAGAAUCUCUUUCUGCGAUCAAACAUGGCUUGGCCCCCAACCAGAUCGGUAGUCGACGCCAUCAGAUCGUCCCGGAUCCACUUUCUCAUGUUAGACGGGACUGUCAUUCUUGACCCUUUCGACGAGCAUAGUGAUGAGGGCUACAGCAAUCUCCGUGCACUGGCACAAGUCGGCGGCUACAUCAAGCAUAUUCGGCCGGUGGUACGCAGUGUUAACUACAACCACGAGUACAGAAGUCGUAAAGCCGCCUUCGAACAUGCUCAUCUGCCCACGCUGUGUGUUCAAAUCUACAACGAUUUGAUAUCACAAGGCAGUAGCAUGAAAUAUUAG